Candidula unifasciata is the source of this 1896-nucleotide messenger RNA. NCBI's taxonomy places the organism in Eukaryota, Metazoa, Mollusca, Gastropoda, Stylommatophora, Geomitridae. The record is from the annotation of a GenBank genome assembly.
AUGUGUUUUAUGAAGAUGAUAUUCAGUGUUAUUCUAUGUUUGCUGUCCGUGCAAUAUGUGUCGUCCUACAAAAUAUUCCAGUCUGCCAUACCCAACGGAGCGUCCGUUCCGUUUCCUUGCAAACCUGGAAAAUUCUGGCAGGGAGUGGGUCACCUACUGGACGAGGGAACAGGAACCAAGAACAAGUUCGGCUUAGACUUCAACGCUGGCGGAAAUGUAUGGACAGAAAGGGUGUGCCGCCUUGAUUCCGAUGGAGAUGGGCUGACCAACGGGGAGGAGCUGGGUGACCCCAAGUGUCUGUGGACGCCGGGCAGUGGACUUCCCGCGAGAACCACGGGGAUCAGCCAUCCAGGGAUCUGCGACCCCUGGGACAGCCCCAAAUGUAUGAAGAUGGUCCUGAACGGCUCCAGGUACGCCAACCAGCAGGAGUGGCUGGCUGCGAUGUGCAAGACGGAUGGGCUCGAUUGUCCUGCUAUGAACGAAACAGGGGUCCGGAGCAUGCAGCUGCGCCUCCCCGAGGGAAGCAAGGUCCCUCCCAAAGAGACUACCUACCAAUGUAUGGUGUUCAACAUCUACGAUCAGGGCGUGCCCAAGGACCAGGAUUUCCACAUCGUGGCCGCGACUCCGAUUGUCAACAACACCAACGUCGUUCACCACGCUGUCGUCUUUGGUUGUACAGAUGAUACAGUCAUCACGGGAGAAUCCUUCGAGUGCGGAAUGACUGCCUCGCCCAGCUGUCAUGAGUUCCUGCACGUGUGGACUGUGGGUCUGGAUGGCGAGUGCUACCACCCGCAGGCAGGCAUCAAGAUUGGCAAGACUGGAUACAAGACUGUCGCUAUACAGUUACAUUGGAACAACCCGGACAAAAGAUCUGACUACAUCGACACAUCCGGAUUACAGAUCUACUACACGCCCAAUUUGAGGAGGUAUAACGCCGGUGUGCUUAUGGUUGGCUCCGCCUACUUCAACCUCCCUCCCAGACGACCAGAGAUACGGAUUCAAGGGCACUGCUCCGGGGCCUGCACCAAUAGUAGUAUUAAAGGGUCAAUUAUCGUGACGUCAGCCUGGAAUCAUAUGCAUUACGCAGGAAACAGAAUGGAUAUUCAGUUGAUGCGAAACGACAGUUCUGUGAGAUAUUUAACCGAUGAGAGAGUUUACAGUUAUGACAGCCCGCAAGUUCAGAUAUUCCAAGAUGGACUAGAGAUCUACCCCGGAGAUUCUCUGAUCAGCAACUGUGGCUACCAGACCAUGAACCGGCAGAAGACCACUUUCUGGGGAGAAGCUACACAAGAAGAAAUGUGCUUCGGGUUCCUCACCUACUACCCCAGGGAGAACUUGCGGGACUCCUUCUGUGUGGACCACAUGGGUGUCAGUAUGUGCGACCCAGCCAGCAUGCAGGGCUGCACCAAGUUUGGAGCCAUUCUGCGAACCCUCAACACCACCGACGUAUACCGGGACGUGUCCAAUAACUGCAGGCAAUUCUUCCCUUGUAUCGACGAGUGUGUGGAGACAAUAGUCAGAUACAUGAGGACGGAGAAGUGUAUGCAGGGAAAUGUUUGGCAGUAUAUUCAGAAUGAUCUGGCUCUGGGCAGUGACAUUGGCAGAGAAUUUUUAAGUCGUUUAUAUUCCUGCAAAACGGAAGUGUACUUAGCUCUGAAUCCAGCAACAUCAAAACCAUCUGAAAGUACGCAGAUAAGCAUGGACAAGACAUCACCACACAUGGAGAUGCAAACAUCUAGCACAGAAAAGACACCAUCAUACACAGAGAAGACACCAACUAUAAAACCUGCAAAGGUCCAAGGAGAAAAUGAUAGUGAUGCUGCCAUAGCAACACAGUCUGGGACACUGACCAUUCUCUUCAGCUUCUUAACUGUUCUUACAAGAAUGAUGAAUUAG